Daphnia magna is the source of this 926-nucleotide messenger RNA. RefSeq lists its product as uncharacterized. The record is from RefSeq and is a predicted model, not a curated record. The transcript has 4 exons. Lineage: Eukaryota; Metazoa; Arthropoda; Branchiopoda; Diplostraca; Daphniidae. The coding region runs from base 99 to 926 and encodes 275 amino acids.
GUGAAAACGUAGCUCAUUCCUGGUGUAGUGCGAUCCAUUGACUUCCGCAGCAAAGGAAAGUAAAGUCGGGCAGCAGGAUCCGAAUUCUCCACACUGAGAUGGAAUUUACCUUCAUCGUGUUAUCAGCCCUUGUGGCCGUCACUGAACAGCAAUUCCGUCAGCAUCCAGGUGAAGGAAUGUUUUGGUUGGCACCUUAUUAUUCACGGCAAUCAGCCACAAUCAAUGACUAUUUAUCCUCCAACUACAAUAACGACGAACUGGAAAUGCCUUGUUUUCGUCAACUGCAAAGGACUGAUCCUGGUAGUAAAGAGGCGGACCCCAAACUAAGAAACAAAGAAUUAAUUCGCUAUCAACCAUUACCUCCGAAUAACGCUCGAUUUGUCGUCAAUUUCUCGAGCCGAACGCAUUUGUUGAAUAAAGUGAACACGAUCACGUUCACGAUAACGUCAUCCGUGACAUUUACCAAAGUCCAAUCAUGCAUUCCAAGUAACCAGUUUUUUCCAAAUUUUGCUAGCGUGAUAUGCCGUCGUAAGCGAGCCGAAAUUGUGGAAUCAAUCACUAAUUGGAAAGACAUUCAAUUAGCCAUCAAACCAACUUACGUACAGCCAGUUGAACCGACGGUUAUUUUAGCGUUGAAUCUGCUGACGGAAAACGCGGAACUUCCACUAAUCAGUUCGUCCAAAGACGAGGACCUUCUGAACGAGAAGCAGAGCUCGCAAGAAAUGCCACUAUCGAAACAAUCGAGAAUGAAAAGAUUGUUUUUUCACCUUGUCACAACUACAACAGUUGUCAGUUACACGUUUUUUUCAGCAACCAGCACAAAAACGGUCAAUCUUUUGAGUGUUGUUGGGCAAGGACCAGGGUACCUGAUUUGCCGUCCUGAAGGUUUCUCGGUUUGCUCUUCAACAAGCACCAUCAACACCUAA